Messenger RNA from Pleurotus ostreatus (oyster mushroom), 1350 nucleotides. RefSeq lists its product as uncharacterized. The record is from RefSeq and is a predicted model, not a curated record. Gene Ontology annotation, cellular component: cytosol; COP9 signalosome. The transcript has 5 exons. NCBI's taxonomy places the organism in Eukaryota, Fungi, Basidiomycota, Agaricomycetes, Agaricales, Pleurotaceae. Bases 1 to 1350 code for a protein of 449 amino acids.
AUGGAAAGCAGAUUAGCCCAAUGCGCGGCCUUGGGCCAGAAGGACAAGGCACAAGCUUACAUUUCAGUACUAUCAGACAUAUUCUCGCGUCAAGAUGACAACCAGGCAGCACAAGACAUCCACUCUUUGGUUGAUCACAUCGUCCAUCAGGAUAGCUCGACACAUGUUGCAGGCCGACAGGUGCUCUCAGAGCUUGCAAAGCUGCUGGGAGGAGGCGCCAUCAAGGAUGAUGACCUCCGCAAAUCUGUCGUAAAUGACUCCAUUGAGCUGAUAAAGUCAAGAAUCAGCUAUGAGGAUCCAGCGAACGCGUUGCGUUUCCAGCUCGCGGACAUACUGGAGCGAGAAGAGGAGUGGAGCGAUGCUGCUCGCGUGUUGAUGUCCAUUUCACUUGAUUCCAGCCAGCGCGCCAUGUCCGACGAGGACAAGCUCCAGAUCUACGUACGAAUAGUUCGCCUCUUACUUGAGGAUGAGGACUCUGUGCAGGCCGAAUCAUAUUACAACCGUGCAGCUUCACUGAUGCACUCGACCACCAAUAAAGAGACUGUAUUACAAUUCAAGCUGUGUCAAGCUAGAAUCAGUGACUAUAGCCGUAAAUUCCUAGAGGCAGCAAGCCGAUACCAUGAAUUGAGCUGGGUGGGCGAAAUUGACGAAGAAGAACGUCGGCAGAUGCUCCUAGCGGCAGUGACAUGCGCCGUUCUUGCCCCCGCCGGCCCAAAUCGAUCCAGAGUACUUGGUUCCCUCUAUCGCGACGAACGUGUAGCCGAGCUCUCAACCUACAACAUCCUUUCAAAGAUGUUCUUAGACCAUAUCUUACGACCAGCAGAAAUCAAAUCGUUCGAAGAAACCCUCAAACCUCACCAACUGGCCAAAAUCGCCAUCUCCUCCAAUGACCGUCUUGCAUCUGCAGCCAAUGAAGAAGAAACAUCGGAUAGAUCUGUGAGCACCCGAACGGGUCCCUCGACUGUCCUGGACCGCGCUGUCAUGGAGCACAACUUGCUCGCGAGCUCGAAAAUAUAUAACAACAUCACUUUCCGAGGGCUAGGAGCGUUGCUGGAUCUGACCCCUGGUGCUGCGGAGACUAUGGCCCGGAAGAUGAUUGAGCAAGGGAGAUUGCGAGGCUCGAUCGACCAGGUUGACAAGAUCAUAUGGUUUGAGGGUAGCCGCGAAGAUGACGAUGCCCAAGGUAAGGCUGGUGGUCUCGGAGACGUGGAGGAGGCCGAGGACACUGGUGCACCGUUUACCAAGCACUGGGACAUGCAGAUACGAACGACAGCGGCCAAUGUGGAAGUCAUGGUCCAACAUCUAGUCGAGCGAGGACUGGUCAAAGCAACAGCAACAAUGUCCCAUUAG